This is a messenger RNA of Anopheles moucheti, 10249 nucleotides long. Its product is annotated as protein Gawky-like. Gene Ontology annotation, biological process: miRNA-mediated gene silencing by inhibition of translation; positive regulation of nuclear-transcribed mRNA poly(A) tail shortening. The transcript is spliced from 9 exons. Lineage: Eukaryota; Metazoa; Arthropoda; Insecta; Diptera; Culicidae. The coding region runs from base 3542 to 8554 and encodes 1670 amino acids. Gene Ontology annotation, molecular function: protein binding; RNA binding. The record is from RefSeq and is a predicted model, not a curated record. Gene Ontology annotation, cellular component: P-body; nucleoplasm.
UUGACAAUCGUUCGCUACCGGCGAACAUUCUUGCGGUUCCGAACGCGCGAUGACAUUUGCUCCGAAGUGUAGCGUCCCGAAGUUUGACAGCAGCAGUACCCGAGUGCAGUACGGUGCGUGCGUGUGCGCUAGUUGGGUCAGAAGUGUAGCAAAUGGUGUGUGUGGCGGUCGUUCGUUCCAGGGCAUGGUGAAGUGAAAUGAUUUAUAAAGUAUUUAUGGCCGUACAGAACGCAAGGGCCGAAACCGGAAUUGUGGCUGCAAAAAUCAAGUUCCUUGCCUGGGCUGGUGCAGCAAGUUGCUUAGCGUCGUCUGAACGGUCGAAGGUUGGAUCGUAAGCAGCCGUGUAGUACGCGUCUCCCCGCGAAGGGUUGAGCGAAAAAAAAAGAAAAGAAAUAGUGAAAAAGGGCUCACCCCCCCUGCACGGUGGAGAACGUAACGGUAUGCGCCGCUGCUCGGAAUGAUUGGCGUUCAGUUUUCGUCAAUUCCAUCCAAUCGGUGAAGCAAAAAAGAAAGAAAAAUAAAAAGGUCAUCGUGCACAAAAUCGCCACUGUUGUGUGUGCUACGCUCCCCGUCAUAGUGAGUUGCUGCUUCGCGAGAAAGCUCGCGGCUCUCGGCGUUGUAUGAAUGGUCUGGGGCCCUGUCGAUGAGCUCUCUGCCUGGAAAAACACCGAGCGGAAAACGGUGGGCUCCGCGUGUGUGCGUAUAUGUGUGACUACCUGUGCCAAUAAUCAUAAUAAUAUAAAAAGGAAAAAAAAACAUUUCGAGUGUAAAAUUUACUACGGUCCGAGACACACUAGUGGCGACGUGUACAACCGCAAGAGUUUCCGCGAGCUCCCCAUCGAAGCACACUGUCGUCUUCGUUGGAUCGAAUAGAACAUCCGCAUCCAUCGUUCCGUGUGUGUUAAUUUUUAUUUGCCACAUUACCUGAAAAAGCAGUGGUACAGUGUGUGCUGGGAUGCGGUUGGAAAUAGUGAGAAAGAGUGCAAUUGGAUAGGAAACGAGAAAACCAGAAACUUGUGCACAAAAACAAAAAGAAAACCCCCCCCGACAGCCUACUACGAUUUUUCAUACCUAAACAUACACUCCAACACACACACACACACAUCGACAAAAGGCAUGCAUACAUCCACAUAACUGUCCGUUAUCCGUGAUGUUCCUGGGCGAACCUGUAGGCUCCAACUGACCCCAACAUCAUCGUGCUCUAGUCACCGACAGAAGAAAAAAAAUUCCACGCCACGCCAACGGAAUCGCCAUCGAGAAGAAGCAUUCGACUGGCCAAUUUAAUAAUCGUUCAGUGGAGAAACACAAACGAAGACGAGAAAGAAACAACACAACAUACAUACGACUCUAAACGCAAAUCAGCGCAAUGCAGCAACAGUGUGAUAAGUGCUAAAACAAAUAAAACUACAACACACACCACCGAGUUACGAAAAUCAGACGAAACGAAACUGGAUCACCGGAUCAGAUCAGUGUACGAAUGAAGACAAUUUUGGAGAACCAGCAUUAGCUGCUACCAUCUCCAGUUCGGUCAACAUUGCAUACCAUUAAGGAAAAUCUGUGAUAUAUCCCACUCUCUGGGAACACCCUUCCCAUUUGGACAGGAGUGUUUUGGGGACCCGACGUGGUGUGUGCCUCCGGGCGUUAAAACUCCGUCCUAAGUGGGUGUAAAGGUGCUUCAACUCCCUGCCAACAAAUAGAAAAAAAACUUAAGUUUAGGUUCGGUUUUAUGUUAACGUAAACACGUUGAAGAGAAGAGCGGCGUGAUCGCAGGAUCGUUGGAUCGUCACCGUGUUGUACCUGCCACCGGUCAUAGCCGUGUGUAAAGGAAACAUUCCUACAGAAGGACAUGUUGUGUGCAUCGUGUUUCCGGGUGGCAUCGUUGCAUGAGCAAGGAUACACCGACACAAGAUAAUAAUUUAAUAUACACACACCCGUUGCGAAACCGUCGCCUAGUACAAUAGAAGGGUAAACAAAAGGAACUACUAAAAUAAUCCAAAAAAAAAAAGCAGAGGAAGGUUGUGUCACAUCUUCCAUGUUGGAGAGGUUUGUUUGGUUUAAAACACAAAUGCAAAAACCGUACUCGACAUUACAAUCAACCAGUGUGAGUGUACCGUAGUCUUUUAGUGCAAUACGAACUGAUAGUACCAAUUAGGGGGGCAACGUGUGGGGUGUGAUCCUCGCAUUUCGAAAACAACAAACAAAUCUCAUGUAGAAUCAGUUCAUCUGUUUCAUGUCGUGUACCGGUGUGUCUGAAUGUGCAUACUAGGGCGGUGUGUAUUUGAGCAAUAUUCUGUGACGAGCAACAAACUACUACUUACAAAAAGUACGCUUUAUUUACCGAGUGAUGUGUACACGUGGUGCAAUUGAAUGUGAGUUCCAGGUUGGAAGAUUUUGCAAGUAGCAAAGCCCCUAGCUUUAAUGUAAAUUCGUGUUUCAAGUUAUCGUAUGCGUUCAGCGCCCCGUGAUAAGUGUGAUCAGUGAUUAGUCGCUCUUGCCGAACCAUUCCGAAGUGGUUCUCCGAAGAACGGAACGGAAAACAAUCGGAAUCAGUUGCUCCACCGAAAAAAAAAAACAACAACAGAGAACAAGGCUGUUUUCUACCGCUAAAGACAGGUUUGAAAGUUCUGGGUGAUUUCACGUUCACAACAAAAAUGUAUAACGUCCUAGACAUAUCCUAAGGCCCCGUUUUGACUACACAAACGCCCGGCAGUGUUUUUUUUUCUCUCUGGUGUUUGGGAGAAUUUGAACAGUUUGCGGAUAAGUUAUGGCACCCAAUCGUUGACGUGAAUGCUGUUGUUCCUCUGCAAAACAUUCCCAAAGUCGAAACAGUAUUGCAUAAGCACGCGGGACAAACACGACGGCACAAAGGAGAGGAUUGUCCCGUAACAGUGAGGUUUUAACGGAUUAAGACCACUUAAUCAACGGCACAAAUUGUGGCAGCAAAAGCGCUGAAGAUCGGCAGAGCAGGUACUGUUCGAGGCACCAAGUGGACCAAGGCGCGAGCAGCAAAUAUUGGAGCCAUUUUAAAUGCGCCGCCAAACAACAAUGUUGUUACUCAGCAGAACGAAACGAAGUCUGACAGGAGGAUAGCUUUUCAGGUGUGGUUGGUGGCAAAAAAACGAAAACAAGUGGGACAAUUCAUUCGUUGCGUGUUUGUUAAGUAUGAAGGGAACGCUAUAUUAAAGGUCCAGUGACAAAAAACAACAAACAAAACACACCGAAAUUAACGAAAGCCAUACGUCCUGCGCCAAAAAAGGAAAAACACGAACGAAGAAAAGAAAAAAAAACAUUACGCCGUUACUAUGAGAUGUGAUUUUCUUGAUUACCUGACUAACCGGCUUACGUGUUAGCAUUAAUUUUAAAAGUAUUUGUACCGGGACCGUGAGCGCGUGAUAAGGGAAGGCGUGUAAUCAUUUCCUUCAGAGGAGGUACUUGGAGGUAACGUCGUCUCUAAUAAGAUUGCGAUUGUAGUACGGUUCGAGACGAUCGCACAAAUUGGAUCGAUUUGAUUUUCGUGGAUAAAACAACACACCCCCACAGCAUGAUCAAUACGGACCAAACCGUAGAACAUAAGCUAUAUCGGGAGUUAUCAUUCGCUGCGAAAGAUGAAUCAAUAAGGCAACCACACGUUCUGAUGCUGAUGGAUCGCCACGAUCAGUACACACCGUUCGACGAACUUGUAAGAUUGACAGAAAGAAUGCGUAAACUGGAAGCGCAAGGAUGGGUCGGUUCUGGCCGACUGCGCGGUGGUGGUGAAAGUUCCCUGAACGGAGGAGCCUGGGGCUCACCGCCCGGUGUCGGCGGAACGGCAGUUGGUGCGGCUGGAGUUUCCGGCUGGAAUGCGUCCUCUGUGGGCAGCUCGCAGCCGGGACAGCAGCAACAGUCCUCCUGGAACAGUGGACAGGCGAGUAUGCCGCCGCCCGUUGGUCCACCGGGCAGUGGUGCGAGACAGGAGCUGUUGGGCAAAUCGUCCGGUGGCACUGGUGGAUCAGCGAUGGUAGUGGGAGGUAAUGCUAGCGGUGGCCAGAGCGGUACCGGUGGUUGGAACCAAGUGGUCAAUCCGAACAAACCAGCCUCCCAGGCAAUGGUUGGGCCACAGCAGCAGCAGCAGCAGCAGGGUCCCGGUUCUAAUCAGCAAAAUUCCGGCUCCAAUCUACCCCAGGCUGGGAAUGGAAAUUCGCAGUCCGCUGUCGGAGCUGGAGCUGCUGGUGGUAGCGGUGGUGCGGCUGCUGCUGCCAUAGCUGCAGGUAGUGGUGUUAGUGCAGCCAGUGGCAUGGCCACCACAUCGUCCGCCAAGCUCGAACAUCUUAACUCGAUGCGUGAGGCACUUUUCGCGCAGGAUGGUUGGGGUUGUCAGCACGUCAACCAAGACACACAGUGGGAUGUACCGAUAUCUCCGGAACCCGCCACCAAACCGGACCCGUCCCUGAAGGCCACGGUCAACAAUGGAACGGAGUUGUGGGAAACGAAUCUUCGCAACGGCGGUCAACCUCCCGCGCAGGUGCCGUCGCAGAAAACACCCUGGGGCCCGCAAAGCCACCACGGUGGCACAUGGGGUGUGGACGACGAGAGCAGCGGUGAAGCAAGCAACGUGUGGACAGGUGCUCCGGGUGCUCCCGGUGGAGGAGGAAGCAUUGUUGCUAGCGCGCUGGCCGGUACAGCUGGACCACCGCCAGUCGGUGGCAAUCCCGGUGCGCUCGUUGGUGGACAGGUAGGAGCGGGUGGUGGUGGCGGUGGUUGGCAACAGAGUGCAACGGCUGGCCCGGCCGGUGUUGGUGGCGGUGCAGGCGGACCCGUCGGCGGUGGUAAUGGUAUGUGGCAGGCGGGUGCAGGCCUUCCCGGUACUGCUGGCAUUGCGCCACCGAAAAAGAAUGACAACGAUUGGGGCAACGGUGCGAGUGUCGGUAUUGGAGCGGCAGGCGGUGGGAAUGGUGGCUGGGGUGAAACGCGCGGUAAUGUCGGUGCAGGUGCGGUUGGUGGAACUGGACCGAACACGGGCGUUCCGCCGCAUCUGGCUUCCCAACUGGAUGGAUUGCCGAACGUCGACAUCCGAAGCAUGCGUCCACCGGGUGCCGGUGGUAUUGAUCAGAGCCGUGAAUUUCGCGGUGAUCCUCGCGGUAUUUCUGGUCGCCUGAGUGGUUCCACCUCCGGCAUGCUGGAACACUAUCCGAUGGGAAAAAUGCCACCACCGGGUGCGAUGUCCUCGGCAGGAUCAACCGUCGGUACGGGUAACAAUCAGUGGCCGCUAGGUGGUGUCGGAGCCAGCGGAGGACCGGUUGGUGGAGGCAUACCGUCAAGUAUGCCACCGACGAAUAAAGCGGUUACGGGCGGUUGGGAUGACAAUUCACCGCCGGCCGUACGUCGCAAUCCCAACAUCGAUGAUGGUACCGCGCUGUGGGCAGGUGGUGGUCCCGGUGGGGGUCGAUCAUCCGGGGUGCCCGAUAGCAGUCAGAUAGUAGGGGGCCGCAAUGGGCGCAAUGGUCCGCUGGGCGGAUUGAAUGCUGGACCGAUUGGCGGUGGUGGAGGUCCCACGGGUGGCCCAGGAGGAUUGGGUGGCCCCGGUCAGAGAAUGGUCGGUUCUGGACCGGGUGUAAACCCGCUGAAAGCGGACAACAGCAGCAUGUGGAUGGGUGGUGGGCACGGUGCUGGCGGUGCCGGAACAUCCCGCAAUGGAUCGUGGGACGAUCCGUCUAUCGGUGGUACCGGCGCGAACAACUGGGAUGAUAAGCCGGCCGGUGGAACAGGUGGACCGCUCGGUGGCGGUUCGUGGAUGGAUGGAGCCGCACCUGGUGCAGGAAUUCCCGGUGUGGGCAAUCAAUCCUGGAACGCGAACAAAAAACCGCUCGGUGGUGGUGGUGGAGCUGUUUGGCCGGAUGCAUCGUCGGGGGCGGAUUUGAUGGGCAACGACUGGAACGUCGGUGGUCCCGGUGUCGGUGGAGGCAAAAUGACGAGCAAACCACCCCAUGGACCGUUGGAAAUCAUUCGAAGCAGCAAACAGUAUCGCAUUCUAUGCGAGAUGGGCUACAAGAAGGAAGAUGUUGAGUUUGCCCUACGUGCUGCCAAUAUGGUGAUCGAGGAAGCCCUCGAAUUGCUGCAACGGAACGGUUCACUGCCGAAUGCAGCCGGUAUGGGCAGUGCUUCGUCGGGAGGAGAUUGGAGAAGGGAUGAUGCACAUGCCCAGCUCGGUGGAGGCGCUGGUACUGGAGGUGGCAACGUCGGCGGUGGUAACGGUGUGUUCGAACCACCAUUCGGUAACCGUUACUUGGGUGGCGGUGCAGGCGGAGGUGGCAAUGGUGGAGGCGGCAGUGGACACUCUCUGCAUUUCCAACAGGGUAAUCAGAAUGGUAUGCCGGGAAGCGGUUCUGGAGCCUUAGGAGGAGCCGGUGGAAAUCCAAAUCUGUCCGGUUUGCACGGUCUGUCGUCCAAGUCACUGGGUAGCUAUUUGAAUCAAGCUCCACCACCGAUGGGUGGCUUAGGCGGACAGGGUAGCUCCAUGGCUCCAUUCAAUCAAGGUGGUGGAGCUGGCGGUGGAAAUAACGCCGUCGGAGGUGGUGGUGGAGGUGGACAGAACUCGGUCCAACCGAGCACCCAACUGCGCUCGCUCGUGCAGCAGAUCCAGAUGGCCGUACAGACCGGCUAUCUUAACCCGCAGAUACUGAACCAACCGUUGGCUCCACAAACGUUCCUGUUGUUGAAUCAGCUGUUGAGUAGCAUUAAGCAAUUACAAGUAACCCAGAGUAAUCUGCAGCGUGGUGGCGCCGGUUCCAACAAUCAAAUAGCGAUGAUUUCCAAGAUCAAACAGCAGAUUGCCAGCUUGCAGAAUCAAAUUGCUACCCAGCAAACGCUGUAUGUGAAACAACAACAACAGCAGCAGCAGCAGCAGCAACAACAACAGCAACAACAACAUCCGCACCAACAACAACAGCACCAGCAACAUCAGCAGCAUCAGCAACACCAGCAACACCAGCAACAUCAUCAGCAUUCGUCCGUUGGUAAUCCAUCUGGGUCCCAUCUGGGUGGUGGAGGCCAUCUUGGUGGAAAUUUCCAUCGCAAUGAUCCCAACGAGCUGAGCGCACUGCAGAACAGUCUGUCGGAAAUGACACUCGGCAAAGAGCACAAUGGUCCGUACUUGUCGGGACCACCGGUCAGUGGUGGUGGUGGUGGUGGUACAGGCACCGGAUCUGGUGGAGCUGGUCCAACCAGCCAGCAGUCGCGCCUGAACCAGUGGAAGCUACCGUCGAUGAUGGAUAAGGAUAAUAAUCACGAUUUAACUGACUUUUCGCGCGCUCCUGGAUCUACGGCCAAAUCGGUUGGGCUCGGUGGUAACGGUGGUGGAGGCUCCGGUGGUAUGGCUGGGCUGGGUGGAUUACAAAACGAUGGCACCUGGUCAUCGGGGCGCGCUGGCAUGACGGAUGGCUGGCCGGAUAAUGCAUCCUCCGAUCUCACUAGCAAAGAUUGGCCUUCGAAUCAGGAUUCGUUCUCCGAUCUAGUGCCAGAAUUUGAACCCGGCAAACCAUGGAAGGGCACCCAGAUGAAGAUUGAGGAAGAUCCCACCAUCACACCGGGCAGUAUUGCCCGCAGUCCUAUCGCAUCGAUUUCGGUCGGUUCAACGAAGGAUUCAGAGCUGUUUGCGUCCAGCAGCAAACCGUCACCGACGGAUUCGAUCAGCCUGUCCUCGUCGACCUGGAGCUUCAACGCGAGCAGCAAUAAUUAUUCAUCGUCGACCAGUGCUGGUGGCAUGGGUAAACUCGGAGGCUCAUCUAAGAACACGUGGUCCGAUAGCGGUGUUACUGGUGCGGCAUCCGAUGUUUGGGGUGCCGGACUUAGCGGUGGUUCGGGAGGGCCUGGUGCCAAUAAUGCUUCGAAAACUCCGCGAGGUCCUCCUCCGGGGCUAUCUUCCGGAAAAGCAACGGGCAGUGGUGCCGGUGGAGGUGGUGGUGGUCCGGGCAGUAAUGGCUGGGUCCAAAGAACCGGUCACAGCCAGGGUGGAAAUUGGUCGGGCAGUGGUGGAACAUCCGGAACCUGGUACUCGACCUGGUUGUUGCUGAAGAAUCUUACCGCACAGAUUGAUGGGUCCACCUUGCGGACACUUUGCAUGCAGCAUGGUCCGCUGCAAAACUUCCAUUUGUAUCUCAACCACGGUAUUGCACUGUGCAAAUACUUGACCCGUGAGGAAGCGAACAAAGCACAGUUGGCGCUGAAUAAUUGCGUUCUCGGCAAUACUACCAUCUGUGCCGAAUCGCCUACAGACAGUGAGGUGCAGACGAUCUUGCAACAUCUAGGACUGCCGGGACAAAAUGGUGGCAAUGUUGGCGGUAGCACUGCCGGUGGCGGAAGCCAAAACACAACCACUGGUAAUUCGAACAUGGCACAAACGUGGCGUUCAAAUGGGCCAAUCACUGGACGUGUCACUGAUACCUGGGGCCCGUCGUGGUCUUCUUCCGGUGGAGGCAGCAAUCUGUGGACCCCGCUGGAUGGUCCGACUGAAAGGGGAACUCCAUCGAAUUUGCACUCAUUCCUUCCGGAGAAUUUACUCGUUGGCGAGCUUAACUGAACUGUGAACCAGCAACACCAGCAAUAUGAGAACCACGGAUUGAACAGUGAUGUGCUUUCAUCACUCGUCAUGUGUGGUACGAAUGGUACGAAUUCGGAACGGAAGUAGUGGUAAGUUUUUAAAGCAAAGUUUUAUGCGGAACAAUCCGACGAUACGAGCAAGGGGCACCCGAAUGGAUGCUGUGUUCGAGAAUUUAGUUUUAACUUUGUAACGUAAAGUAUUGUGAUGCGCUAUAAAGCGCCACUCAAACAAACGGGUGGUUGUACACUACACACAAUCCUUCGAGGUACACAUAUGCGCGGGUGCGUUGUAAUGUUAUGGAACAUAACUAGUUAAGACGGACGCAACCAUAAUCAAACGCUUAGACCAAUCAGUAAGUGUUACUCCCCGUUACAGACAAAAAAGGUACAAAUGGUUUUGUUGAUUAAUUUUUAAUUUUCACAACGCUUUUUAUGUAAAUGCAAAUAAGCAAUGCUUUUUGAAGUGAACGAAAAUCAGUAGCAGAGUAACAGCACGCAGAUGUGGACGGAGCGAAGUGGCAAAAAAAAAACCUAUCACAAAGUGCGCUCUGUAGAGCAUUAUGCUAUAUAUUCCAAACAGAUAAGAUACUUUUCGCAUUCGAAAUCAUCACAACCUGGCGUUGGAGUCAGGCAGACAGAACUAUAAUGACUAUGACUAACACACACAAAAAAAAACAAGCAAAAACCAAACGAUCGAAUGAUCGUUUAAAAUGUAAAACAUCCUACCUAAGUAGUAACGGAUAUAUACCGCGCGUUUCAGGUACAUAUAAUACAUAUGAUAUGACGUAUACUUUAAGGCAACAAAUGAACCUGUUAGUUUACACCGAAAAAAAACCAGAUAUACUAGUAGGGUGGAAUUAUUAUUUCCACAAGGUGGGUAGGCAAAGGAGUGAAUUAUGCGGUGUAUACAUUAUAAGCUUUCUUUGAUGUUCCCAUUUGUUUUUUUUAAAUGCCUUACCUAUUUAUUUGUUACUGUUUUAGUUUCAUUAUUUAGUAACUUUUAUGCUCGACGAAUGCCGAACUAAGUAAUGAAUGUUAAAAUUUAAUUGUUGUUUAACCAAUGCUACCGGUGUGGAGAAUUGAUAUACGAAAACGCUUAUGUUUGUAGAGAAAACCUACCUCCCCCUCCCCAACUCCACCUCUUCUCCCUUUUUGCCCUAAUCCCGGCAAAACAUCGUAUAAUGUGCAUUUACUACGGCAGUGAGGAUAGUAAAACAGGGAACAAAUUCACUACCAUUAUUGGAAGAAGGAUCACCAAAUUUGAAGCUCACCUCGUUUAGUUGUUUAGAGAUCUGAAUUAUUAAAGCGGGCUCGGUGGUUGUAUUUGGUACCGGUCUCACACAACAGGAUCGAAUCAAAGUCCCAUCCGGACCAUUCCCCCGUAACAAGUGGUAAAAAUAAGUCUAGUAAACCAGAAAUGGUAGGCAUGAGCUAGUAGCUCGUUAUGCCAAAAUGAAUAACGCUCGUGAAUAAACGGUUCGGUAAGGUCAAAAUCUAAAACAAAACAAAACAUACAGCAAAUAACUAACACGGGAGACUAUUGAUCUCAUGUUAAGGGAGGGCUUCCGUUCAUAAACCGCAGCGGUCGAUUGGAGUAGCACGAAUUGGUGCAACCGUAACCAAAUAAUGACACGGCCACAACAUAAGCCAACACACAUGAUUCAGAUUUCCAUGA